Messenger RNA from Penaeus vannamei (Pacific white shrimp), 456 nucleotides. The record is from RefSeq and is a predicted model, not a curated record. NCBI's taxonomy places the organism in Eukaryota, Metazoa, Arthropoda, Malacostraca, Decapoda, Penaeidae.
AUGCAAUAUACCAACAACACCAAUUCACUGCCAACCUAUCUUACCACCAACACCAAUUCAUCUCUACUAUGUUUUAACACCACCUCAUACCGCCAACAUUACUACCAUUCCUCAUACCACCACCUUAUACCACCACUUUUCAUACCAACCACCACCUCAUACCCCCACCUCAUAACCAUCACCCAUACCACCACCUCAUACCAUCACCUCAUACCACCACCUCAUACCACCACCGUCAUACCCCCCCGUCAUACCCCACCUCAUACCACCACCACCUCAUACCCCCACCUCACACCACCUCAUACCCCACCGUCAUACCACCAUACCCCUCAUACCCCACCUCAUACCACCACCUCAUACCCCCACCGUCAUACCCCCACCUCAUACCAUCAACUCCCUCCCACCGCCUCAUACCACCACCACCAACCCAUCCCCGAGAUCCCGCCUGUUUUAUAA